CGCCGAUAUAUAUAGGGCGAUAAACCUAUAUGAAAUUAUUUUUCCUUAAAAGCAAUAGAAGUCUUGUGCUUUAUAAACACCAGCAAAACUAUUAAUCAAGUAUGGAUGAUGAUGCAGAAACCUACAAGCUAUGGAGAAUUCGGAAAACGGUCAUGCAACUUAGUCACGAUAGAGGUUAUCUUGUGACCCAAGAUGAAUUGGAUCAAACACUGGAACAGUUCAAGGAGCAGUUUGGCGAUAAACCGAGUGAAAAACGACCAGCACGUUCGGAUUUGAUUGUUUUGGUAGCCCACAACGACGAUCCGACGGAUCAGAUGUUCGUCUUUUUUCCAGAAGAACCGAAAAUAGGCAUCAAAACAAUCAAGACUUAUUGUACCCGAAUGCAAGAGGAAAACAUUCAUCGUGCUGUCGUAGUAGUACAAGCCGGAAUGACACCGUCCGCUAAACAAUCACUGGUUGACAUGGCACCCAAGUAUAUUCUGGAGCAGUUCCUUGAAUCAGAACUACUAAUCAAUAUCACCGAACAUGAACUUGUUCCGGAACAUGUGGUAAUGACACCGGAAGAAAAACAGGAACUUUUGGCACGAUACAAACUGAAGGAAAACAUGUUGAUGAGAAUCCAGGCCGGUGAUCCAGUGGCCCGUUACUUUGGUUUGAAGCGCGGUCAGGUGGUCAAGAUUAUUCGGCCUUCUGAAACAGCUGGGCGGUACAUUUCUUACCGAUUAGUAUGCUAAAUAAGUAAUUGCUAUAUUUAUCAAUACAGGGCUGGAAAAGCGGGCCUAACAACUUUUGUACACAAUUCGCCAAUACGAAACAUGGCGGACAUUUGUUUGACGUAUCCAGUGGGACUUCCCCUACACGAUGAUUAUGUUGGUUUACGUGGGUGUGUCUUAAAUUCCUAAAAAUCAUCGAGAGAAGUCAUUGGUUACAAAAACUGCUAGGCCUUUUUCCAGCUCUGUAUUGACAAGAAAUGCAUUAUUGUAA
Messenger RNA from Ochlerotatus camptorhynchus, 984 nucleotides. It is a transcript of the gene Rpb5, whose product is annotated as DNA-directed RNA polymerases I, II, and III subunit Rpb5. NCBI's taxonomy places the organism in Eukaryota, Metazoa, Arthropoda, Insecta, Diptera, Culicidae. Gene Ontology annotation, cellular component: RNA polymerase II, core complex; RNA polymerase I complex; RNA polymerase III complex. The transcript has 2 exons. Gene Ontology annotation, biological process: DNA-templated transcription. The record is from RefSeq and is a predicted model, not a curated record. Gene Ontology annotation, molecular function: DNA binding. Bases 102 to 734 code for a protein of 210 amino acids.